Molecule: messenger RNA, 1348 nt
Organism: Trichobilharzia regenti
Lineage: Eukaryota; Metazoa; Platyhelminthes; Trematoda; Strigeidida; Schistosomatidae
Source: the annotation of a GenBank genome assembly
GAAAUACUGACUGGCCUUUCUGAAUAUAUAUACAGCCUCAUCAAAAGUAUAAUACUUUUUUCACUAUGAAGGAGUGCACAACGCCCCAUGAUCAACACCAUUCGAGUGAAAUUACUUCGAAAUAUCCUCAUCCAGCCUUAUAUCAUUGCAGUUGGAAUAAUAAUUUAGAAAGGCCUUAUAGAAAUAGACAUUUUCAGGGAAAACCAGGAUUUGUUGACCCACUUGGUGUUGUAAAGCUAUGCCUAACAAUUCUAGAACAAUGUACACAUGCAAAACCACACGCUCCACACUCUGCAACAUCUACAUCAUCUAAUAGUCAAUAUUGCGAAGGAUUAACCAUUUAUUUGGAAAACUGGGAACCGGAUAUACAAGUUGAACAGUGUGUACAAAGUUAUAUAGAAUUCCCUUGUAAAAUGGAAUUAGAAAUGUGUGUGGAUAAAUCACCCAAAAAAGCUUUGCAAUUUAUAAUAUCCUAUUUGCGUCAACGAGGACCAUUUAUAACAUGGACUAUUAGAUAUGAUACACAUCGAAGUAUAAAUAGAUUCUUAACAAAAAUGUUCUCUGGUUAUGCACAGCAUCUAAAUGAUUUAGAAUUUACCAGUGCAAUAUUAAUUGGAAGAUAUUUACAUUUCUUAUUGUCUGUUAGUUAUUCAUACAAUAUCUAUUAUUUAAAAAGUAUUAUUGCGAAAGUAUGGGGUCCGGUGUACUUAAAUGUUCAAUAUGAACAAAACAUAUUAUUACAUUUUGAUAGAAUGGAUGAAGAAACAACUGAUUUAACAAUAUCUUUAUUCACCCAAAUUAUUGAAACAGUCCCCUGGUACACAUUCCAACCAUUUGAAGGUGUAGAAAAGAAUUUCAGUCAAGAUAGGAAGUUUCGUUACAAACAUUAUGCUUCUGAAGAAAGUUGUAAAAUGCAUAAUAAACUUGAAAUUCCGGCACACCUCAGAGGAACGAUGUGUGAUGCAAUUAAGCAAGAAACGAUUGAAUAUAAAUUGAGAAAAUUACAGGAAGAAAAUUUAAAAAAUCAAACAAAUCUAUCCACUGGUGAAAUAGAAGAUGGUAAACCUAAAAUAACUCCUAAGUUCCAACCGGACAACUGUUCCCUAAAAUAUAAAAAUUCAUGUUGAGAAAUAUUCUGCAACACAGACAUAUAUAAACAUUUUCUUACUUGUAUAACAACUUUGUAAAUAUUAAGUAAAGCCUAUUAUGAAGCGAGGACGAGAAAGAAGAGAGCAAGAGACAUUAUCCGAAGAAAACAAAAAAUGUUUUCAUGAAUACAUUUCCUAGCUAUACAUAUAUUUAUAUACAUAUGUAUAAUGUAUACAACUAGCUUUUAAAUAAACAAUAA